This is a messenger RNA of Caretta caretta (loggerhead turtle), 3430 nucleotides long. RefSeq names its product protein shisa-1-like. The record is from RefSeq and is a predicted model, not a curated record. Lineage: Eukaryota; Metazoa; Chordata; Testudines; Cheloniidae.
AUGGAGAGGGGGCCAUUGUGUGUCCUGGUGCUGCUGCUGACUCCGGGGGGCACCUCUGGGCAGGAUGGAGAGUACUGCCAUGGCUGGGCGGACAGCUCACAGCUCAGGCACAGGGGCUUUCGGUGCCCGGAGCACUAUGACAGCCCAGAGGCUACUCUGUGCUGUGGCAACUGCAACCUGCGGUACUGCUGCUCAACCAGAGAGGCCCGGCUGGACCAAGGCUUGUGUCCUAGUGACCAUCACCAGACCAGUCCCAAGCCUCCAUCAGUGCCCAUGUACUUACCUUUCCUCCUUGUUGGGUCCAUAUUUGUGGCUUUCGUUGUCAUUGGGGCCUUCAUUGGUAUUUGCUGCUGUAGAUGCCUGAAAUCCCAGGAUGAAGAGCAGCAACAUGGGCCUGCACCAGUCCAGAGUCGGCUGCUGGAAGCUGCUGCUCCUCCUUGGUUCUCCAGUUCCAGCUCCAGUUCAGCCACCAGAUGCUCCUUGGGUAGUCUUCCUCAGACUAGUAACAUCUGCCUGAGCAUGGCUCCACCUUUUCCCAUCAUAGGUUCCUCUCAAGGAGCCCAGUUCUUGCCUCCUACAUUAACCAAUGGACCCCUUUUGCAGCCUGCAUGUACUAAUUACGGAAUACCAGCUGAUCAUACUAUCAUAACAACUCCAGCAUCUUUCCUUAAUAGAGCAGUCUAUGGACAAACUUCUUACUAUAAUUUUCCUGUAAGUGCCAUGCAUGGUGACCAAACAAUGUACUCAGGCAUUCAUGUCUAAGAUGACCUGUAACUGCAGAACUCCAUAUUGUAAAAAUGUAAGGUGCUUUUUGGACAAAGUUAACAAACAGGAAGUAAUACAAACUUCUGAAAUCAUUAGCAUGUGUGAAAUGAGAAUCCGGUCUUGAUAUCUAUUUGGGAAAAAUAGGUCUCAUUUUAAUUGUUUAACCAGCUAAUUUAGUACGUACUGUACUACCUUGGGGCUCAGGUUCAGUCUCCAUGGUUCAUUCAUUUCUUGGCAUGUUUUCUCAUGGCAGGGCUAAUCUUGGUGGGGGUUUUAACUGUGGACAGCUGCCCACUGGGAACUGGAGCAAUAUUGCCAUAUUCCUUCUUAUAGGCAGUGAACAGCCAGCAGAUCUUGGCACUCCUGGCCAAUUACUAGCUUAGGUUGAAUUUGAACCCAGCUACCUAAAGGUUUUUCUUGUCCAUUACCAAAUGCCUUAGCCAUUCCGCAAUCCUAAUAAGACUAAUUUUGCAUUAUAUUUUAAAUGGCUUGUAGAGUACUUUCUCUGCUUAAAAACUAGUGGUUUUAACUUAAAGGGACAUUGUCAAAUCAUGUCUUUGCCUGAAUUUUUAUCUACAUCUGACUGUUACAAAACAAGCUUAUUCUAAGCAAAAGGGAUCAGAGGGGAUAAUGGAAAGUCUUGUUUUUCUCUCUUACUGUGACUAUACUGUGCAUUUAUUAGCAUCAUGCAUAGUCAGUUUCACUGUUGUUUGUGUGGGCCCAUACUGACAGGGAACAAAAUAACAUUCAGAAAAUGUGAAUGACUGUAAAAGCAAAAGUUGGCAGAGGGACUAGGGGGCAGGUGGAGUAUCUGAAACUACUUUUUACCUUUUUUUCCCCCCAAAUUGCCUGGAUGUCAAGUUGAUGGUGACUCUAAGACUGAACAUGCUGCUGACGAGGUGCCAGUUAAGUGCUGCUACAGGAGCAGCUUUUAGGCCAAAACUUUUUGUAAAACGUACUUUGUAUCUGUGCAGAUUAUUGGAGAAAAUAACUUUGCGAUGGCGUAUUUGUUGCUCCCUGUCUUGUAGUGGUUUAGUGUAGCUCUCGCUAUGCAACAUCGACAAAAAGAGACCUGCGGACUGAUUACAAGACAUCAUGAAAAGGCUUUUUUAUAACUGGGUGGGGAAAAGGAGUGAAACGUGGCGAGAACCGCCACCUGUAUAACACUACUUCCUUUUUCUUUAGCUUCUCCUAGAGAAGAAAAUCCUAUCUAUUUUGACUUAAAACACUGUUUACACUCUCAACAAGGAAUUAUCUUCAGAUGUGCAUUGCCUAAUUGCAGCCAUCCUUCACAGCAGGAGUUAACAGCAGGAUGCUAAUGUGAAGAGGUUGACAAAAUAUGGUGAUCCCGGCUGCUGGAGUGUCGAACACUUCCUUUGGUCAAAGAAACCAGAGAAUAAUUACACCAGAGGCACAUUAAAAUAACUCCACAGACAUUGCCAGUAGGAGCAGGUGCCAAGGAUUAAAGUUGUGUGUGUAAAAGAACAAGAACUUAAUCUUCAGCUGAUUGGUCAGGAUCUUAAAAUCUGCAUAAUAAAGAGGCUUUGAUGACUUCCCUGGGAAGCAGAUGGGGCUAAAUAAUCCAUUCGGUAAACAUAAAAUCCAUCAGAAUAUUUGUAUUCUUAUUGUAUUGAUGUGGAGGCAUCUCACAUCUAAUGCUAUUGUGUAAUGUGUCCCAUCAUAUAGAUGCUAAAAAGGGCACACAUUUCUUAGUAUCCUGGCUUGUAGUAGGGGAAGCAAUGCACCCUGGUAAAAUAAUAGGCUCAAUUUUCUGCUCAUUUGCACUGGUGUAAAUCAAGAGUAUUUCCAUUAAAAUUAAUGGAUUUACAGUAGUGUAAGAGAAGGGGAAAUUGGUCCCAAUAUAUCAAAGUUUGCUGUCAGGGAUGUAACUUUGGGCCAAUCUGUGCUGCACAGGGAAAGAAGUAAUACAUAUUUACGUGACAUGAAGCAUUUUGAAUUUAUUCAAAAUUAGUUAUCUGAUUUUUUUUUAAGUGAGGAUGAAGACGGGAGACCACCAAUGUAAAGUACCAACCAAAGCUUAACUGCGCUGAGGGAGACUGAGCCUAGUUUGUCAUGUCACUCAAUGCCCUGUCACUGAAAGUAAUUGAGGACCUAUUUAUACUAUGGAUUGGAUUUCACAGCACCCAGAGCUGGUGUGAUAAGAAUGGUAACAGGUAGCUGUGCAUUUGCUUUAACUAAAUGCCUAUUUGUAGAGGAACUGUUGUCUAAGGUCCCACAUUUUGGUGAAUUUCAUGUCCUUUUUCUUAAUAAAAAGAUCAGAUAAGGACUAACACCCAUGAGGACAGAACCUAAAUCCAGUUAUUUAUGGAGUAUUUCUGCCCUGUUCCUUCCUGUUUAGAGAUACAAAGGUACGUUGCAAUGAAAAUGGAUGUUACAGCUCUAGUUUUAGGGUCCAGAUCCAUUUUGUGAAGUGUUAACAGAAUGCAUAGCUUACAGGGGUGUUAAACAGCACCUAAUUGGCAGCAAGCAUUGCUACCAGUCACUGCAAGGGAGCAUAGAUUGUAUUUACCUUUCUAAUUUGAUCAAGUGUGUACAUGCCAGACAUUUGUUUUAAGCUGGUGAUAUUAUAUACCCUGCCUCCUUCGAUUAUAACUUAAUUUUAGUCAAUUAGUAUUGCUAACCCUCAAACAUUUAAAAAUAUGAG